Messenger RNA from Photinus pyralis (common eastern firefly), 2219 nucleotides. RefSeq lists its product as uncharacterized. NCBI's taxonomy places the organism in Eukaryota, Metazoa, Arthropoda, Insecta, Coleoptera, Lampyridae. Bases 138 to 2156 code for a protein of 672 amino acids. The record is from RefSeq and is a predicted model, not a curated record. The transcript is spliced from 6 exons.
UAAUUGUGUAACCAGCAGAAGGGGUACUGAGAGUAACAUAAACCGUAUACACGUUCUCGUUUUUUAGGUACAGUGAUAAAUUGGAUAUUGGCAUGUACAGUCGUACAGGUUGGCCUUGCAAAUGAUAGCGGUUAGCGAUGGGAUGCAACGACCAGGAAUGCCGAGAUCGUGUGUAUUUACCCUCUCAACAAGAUGGUGUACACGUUAAGGAUUAUCUAUUUAAGUACAUUGAAAGAGAAUUCCCCGAAGCUAAAGACGGUAAGAAUGCUGUAUAUAGCAUCCCGAGCAAGUUCAAAAAUUGCGGAGAGAAGCAAGCGAGUCUUGCUGAAGAAGUCGUCUUUACAAGAUUAUCGGGUCUUGCAGACACAACACGACUGGAUGGACUUUGGAUGACCUUUUUUCAUAGCGCAAGUUAUGCUGGACAUUCCUUUCGUAAUCAAAGGGUUGGCAAAUUAAUGAUACGAGAGCACGAUUUCGUUAUUUUCGUCAAACACAAAGAACGAUAUUCCGUCGCCUUGGCCGAAGUUAAAUCAACAUUUGAUGGCACCAAAGUAAUUAAUAAUGUCAAUGUAACAAGCGAUGCAAAGAUAAUAAAAAACAAUAAAAGAUCUGCACAGCAUCAACUUAGAGAUCACAUGGAGGUCCUACAGGGAGUGUUAGAAAUAUACCCAGAAGAACGUUUAAUAGAAUGUUUCAUAAUGUGGCCUUUCUUAAGUGCAUUAACCCGCGAUCCGAAGCAAGAAAUUAUGAAGAGAUGGAAGGAGGAUGCAAAUUUACAUGUAUUUGAGAACAACUUAUCGGAUCAAAAUAACUUUGAUCGCUGGUUCGUCGAUAAUAUAAUUACAUCAAGAGGAAUUUCUGAAAAACAUUUUAUUACGUUGCUAAACAGGUACAUUGUUUUAAGUUGCGGAGUAUUCGUUGAUGAAAUCCAUCGGGACAUGUUGGCUCUAUUGAAUAGAGAACAGCUGGAAGUUUUGGACAAUGAUAGAUGCUCCAGACCAGGAGGAGGACCUUUAGUGGUUCACGGUGCUGCUGGUACAGGCAAAACGCUGUUAGUUUUAAGGAAACUGCAACAGCUUUUUGAGUUGGGCGAACUAAACUCUGACAACCGAGCACUUUACAUUUGUUAUUGGCCAGGAAUUAAGUGUGACUUUGAACAAAAAUUGAAACUUUUGGGAUUGGACACUUUCGUCGAUACAGCUCGAUUUUACAUAUCGCAGACAGGUUUUUUACUUCGAAAUAAAAAGUCCUACAAACAUAUAUUCAUGGAUGAAGCGGAGGCUAUAUGCCUGUCAUUUGAUGACGGCAUCAUGACAAAGACUUUAUCGACUAUUUUUCGAAGAUACCACGACGACAACUGUACAUUAACCACGUGCAUUCUAAGUAAUAGAAUUUCCUUUAUUGACUGUGAAAGUAAGCAAAAGUGCGUUAACAAGAAAUGGGGCGAGUUGUGGUUUUUGGUCGAUAUAAAUCAAGCCUCUUUGUUUUUACCAAAGCACUCGCCAAGGGUAUUGAAAGUACCGGCAAUUGUUCUGAAUAAAGUGAUGCGAUCUACCGGUUACAUAUUCAACAUAUUUAAGCAGUAUUAUUCCGAUCCCAUGCCAAAAUUGCCCAAAUCCGUUUUGGUUAACAUGAAUCUAAACAAUAUAACACAUGGACAUCACAUACUUGGCCCACCAGCAUUUUGGGUUGAGAUAAAUGAUAAGACUAAAACUAAGGAAACUGUGGUGAACGUUGUAAUUGAUCUAUGCGCCACCAAAGGGUUUAAACCUAAUGAUGUAUGUAUUAUUCCUUUUCUUGUUAAUGACAAUUUUGUACCUGAAGCCAUAAAUGAAGAAAUAGACAACCAUUUUGUCGAAAAUGGUUACAGACCUAGAGGCGUUGGUGAUGUCGAAGAUUUUAUCAGCAAUAAGGCAGUGAAUGAUUUCCUUAUAUCAUGGGCAUUGCGUGUGAAGGGCUUAGAAUUUAAAGUGGUUCUAAUGGUUGUGGAGGACGACGAUUAUGAUGCAAGUGACUCAGAAGACAGAAGAAAAUCGUACAUAAUAGCUUCUAGAUGUACCUGUAUGCUAAUUUUGAUAAGUCCUAAGUCAAUUAAACACGAAAUAGAUCUCCAUCAUGCAAUGCAAAAUUAUCCAUUUAAUUUACGAUUUAUUUAAUGGUUAAGGUUAAUUAUGUAUACCGCAAUAGUAUGCUUCAUUUAUAAAGUUUAUAAAUAAUGA